Messenger RNA from Schistocerca americana (American grasshopper), 1770 nucleotides. RefSeq lists its product as uncharacterized. The record is from RefSeq and is a predicted model, not a curated record. Lineage: Eukaryota; Metazoa; Arthropoda; Insecta; Orthoptera; Acrididae. The transcript has 10 exons. Gene Ontology annotation, cellular component: nucleus. The coding region runs from base 91 to 1770 and encodes 559 amino acids.
UGUCAAUAAGCAGUCAAGGAGGUUAGAAUACUUAUUUGUAAACAAUGAUAUCUCACGGUCUGAACGUCUUUGUAGACUCACUUGCCGAAAAUGGCAGGAAUUUUGAAAUUUUGGGCUGAAUUCUUCCAGGCAGCUGGCUUGGAACCUGCAGUGGCUGCAUCAUAUGCUAACAUCUUCUUUGUUAAUAAAAUCCAACCAUCUCAUUUACCUGAUAUUGAUAGAGACGCCUUGAGGGAAAUGAAUAUAACACCAAUGGGAGAUAUUUUGACAAUAUUGAAAUAUAUUAAAAUUUCCUGUCCUUUGGUGUCAUCUUCUACAACAACUAUAUCAGGAAAUGAGCAACUGUUACUGUACCAAGGAGACAUACUGAAGCCUCAUGCACAGUUCAGAAAUAUACAAGACCCUAAAAGUGGGUGUAGUGGCCAAAACCAGUUUGGAUGUGAUACACAACAUACAAUCACACAAGCUGAAAAAUCAUUUCUGUCAAGGUUAUCACCUUCAGCGUGCCAGAUUCAGCCAUUGCCAUCUGCCACUACCACACAUUACUUGCAAUCUGCAAGUAUACAAGCUGGUGAUGACCUGCCAUCUACCACUGUUGUUCGUGAAUCCCCGCUGAAUCUAAUACUGCAUGGGAAUUCCAGCUCAAAGAAAGAAACUGUGAGUGAAAAUUGUGAGUUACAAUGUGUAGAGAUGCCAGACUGUGAAACAAGUCAUGGCAUUCUUUCCAGUUCAAUAAAUUCAACAGUAUCCUGUGAUACACCUGAAGCAACAAGUAACAUAUACAGCAUUUCACCUGACAAACUUGAUGGCUUGAAAUACAAAUUUGAAUCAUCCAUGAAUGAUUCUGAUGUUGAAUGCUUUGAAGAGCAGCAACCUUUGUCAUUUAGUCCACCUGUUGUGCCAAAUACUUCAUUACAGUACAACAAACAUGGGAAAAUAAAUUGUGUGUAUAAUACCAAAGAAACACUUCCUCGUAGGCCAGUAGUGGAGAGAUCAAAACAAGAUUGCAGCCAGAAUAUUGCAUCAGAAAUGGCAUUUACAAAAUGUGCAAUGAACCAAAGAUUUUCCAAAGAAAAAAUUAUCGUUCCAGGAGGGGUGACACCUUAUCAGAAACGGUCGGUGUUCGAACGCUUAGGUCGGCGGUCAGAUGUGAAGGAAGUGUGGGUUAAAAAGAGUUGCAAACCAUUUAGACAGAAUCAACAAUGUAGAAGCGAAUUGAGGCUAAAAGCUACUCCUCAGAGGGAUAAUGGUAUAAUGAGAAGUAAUCACGUAAGGAAAAAAUGGCAGUAUAGUUCCACAUAUGAUGAUCAGCUGAAUAACAACACAGAAUCUGUAAAUAAAAUGGCUAUGGGUCCUGAGCCUUUAUGUGAGAAGAGUUUGUGUUUACAAAGUAAAACUUACAAUGAAGACACCAACAAAGCACUUAUUUCAGCAAUUCACUUGAAUAGUGAUAAAACUGCAUCCAAGUAUAGCACUGUUAACAACAAAAAACAGUUACAAGAUGUUUCCAAUGGUAAUUUAAAUGGUGCUGUUCUAUCUGAUACGGACAGAAAUGAUAUUUGCCAGAAUUCUCCUCAAGAACUACAUAGUGUUCAGCUUGGGAUGGUGCCACAGCCAGAAAAGUGGCAUCUGUAUCUUCUGGGGCUCGGCCUAUGGGUGCCUGCAGAGAAAGUCUCCUGUUGGCUGGCAUCAGAGACUAGGGCAAUAAGUAACCCUGGUGGUGACAGUCGUGUCACAGGGGUAUUCCUGCAAGUUAGCAGCCAGCCGUAG